UCUUAGGCAUGAACACUGAGAGAAACACCCACGAACACAGGUAGAGAAGGACGGAAGUAAUACCAAAGGGAGAUGGCAGAGCUGCAGAGAUCUUCCCAAACAUUUAGGAGGUCUGGUUCAUCUGGUCUGAUCUGGGAGGAGAGGCUUAUGCCUAAAGACCAGAACCAGAGGAAUCAAGGGGCAGCUGGGGAGGCAGAGGUCAACAGCUUAGAACUCAAGGAGCUAAGGCACUCUCGUAGCAACGGGUCCAGGGGAGGUGUGCAGCGUAGGUGCAGUGACGGUGCAGAGCGCGGUGGCAUGCCCAGCGACAUCAACCAGGCCUUUCGUACUCGGCAUGUUCCGCCAGCUCUUGAUCCACCUUCACCCAAGUUUGCUCGAUGCAUGUUCUGUGGAACUUUUAGGAAGGAAGGUCCCUCACAACCUUCCGAACCCAGAAGGUACUAGGGUGGUGCAUAUACUUUUGAGUGUUUGAGAAUAGGGAUAUAAGACAUUUUAUGGCUGAUUGAAGUUCGGGUGUAUCAUAAUAAGCAUAUGUUUGGUUUGCGUGAGGUUAUUUGAAUAGGUUCGCAUGUUUCACUGUGUGUCGUUGCUAC
Triticum dicoccoides is the source of this 593-nucleotide messenger RNA. RefSeq lists its product as uncharacterized. NCBI's taxonomy places the organism in Eukaryota, Viridiplantae, Streptophyta, Magnoliopsida, Poales, Poaceae. Bases 73 to 444 code for a protein of 123 amino acids. The record is from RefSeq and is a predicted model, not a curated record. The transcript has a single exon.